AAAAAAUAAUCAUGAACAAAAAAUGAAAAUUUAUGCCUGAUAAGUAGAAUUACUAACACACUCACACGAUAAUAUACAAAACAGUUCAAGUGGUUAACCUACGUCAAAUGAAAGUACUCACGAAAGUGAAAAGAACAACAAGGUACUUGAAAUUUUCGCAAAUUUGAUCAUUUUCUCGAUUCGCGGAAUACGAUUAUGGCCGGAAAAUGAUGAAGUCUAAAUUGUCAAUCUACUUUCAACCUUACGCCGGAGUUUUCUCAAUCUCGGUACUAGCGUCCCAAAAUGACACAGUUCCAGAUCAUAGAAUAUAAUUAUUUUGCUGAUAAUUGUACUCGUUAGAAUGGAUUUACUCGUGAAAGUAGUGUUAUUCGUUGGGUUUCUGACGAUCGUCGGAUUUGACUACAGUUUCGGGAUAACAUGUUAUUGCGAUGAAUGCGACAAUAACGAAUGUAACACCACCGCUGGUGGACUCUGUUUCGCAUCGAUUAUGAAGAAAAGUGAUGGCUCGGAAAAAAGAUCAUAUAGGUGCAUCGAAAAAUAUCAGUUUCUAUUUCCUGAAAAUCCGCGCGUGUGCUGGAAUCCUACGGUUUUGUUGCCAACUUACGUAAAUCUUUGUUGCAAUUCGUCGGAUUUUUGUAAUAAAAAUUUACAUCCCGAGUUGCAAUCGGUGUCAAAAAAUACCACCUCGUUAGCAAAUAUCGCACCUGCUUCAGGUGAUUACGAUUGGCCUAUUCCGGGUCCGGGGAAAUGGAGAGCUGCAGCUUUUGUUGCGCUGCCCAUAAUCAUGGUGUGCGUAUUGAGCCUGGCCGGAUUUCUCUACUACUUCAUGCGUAAAUGGAACAACAAAUAUUCCUCAGGAUAUGUCUACGAGGAAGACAUCACAAAAGCUCCCGAUCAACAACCCAUUCUAGGAGCUUCCUCGCUUCGCGAUAUGAUCGAAAUGACUACCAGUGGAUCUGGUUCAGGUUUACCGUUGCUGGUGCAGCGUAGUAUUGCUCGUCAAAUUCAAUUGGUCGAGACAAUCGGUAAAGGAAGAUUUGGAGAGGUUUGGCGAGGUCGUUGGAGAGGCGAAAAUGUCGCUGUUAAAAUAUUCUCUUCUAGAGAAGAAAGAUCUUGGUUCAGGGAAGCGGAAAUCUAUCAAACUGUAAUGUUACGUCACGAUAAUAUUCUCGGCUUUAUUGCCGCCGAUAAUAAAGAUAAUGGAACCUGGACCCAAUUAUGGCUGGUAACCGAUUUUCAUGAGAAUGGCUCCUUGUUCGAUUUCUUGAAUCGGACUACCGUGGACGUUGUUGGCAUGGUGAAAAUGGCCUACUCUAUUGCUACUGGCUUAGCCCAUUUACAUAUGGAAAUUGUUGGCACGCAAGGUAAACCUGCCAUAGCUCAUCGCGAUUUGAAAUCGAAAAAUAUACUCGUAAAGUUCAACGGAACUUGCGCUAUCGGUGAUCUUGGCUUGGCUGUUAGACACGAUGUGCAAACUGAUACAGUCGAUAUUACGCUCAAUCACAGAGUGGGAACGAAACGUUACAUGGCUCCGGAGGUUUUGGAAGAAACACUAAACAUGAAUCAUUUCGACGCGUUCAAAAGAGGCGACGUUUACGCUUUCGGAUUAAUUUUAUGGGAAAUCGCCAGGCGAUGUAAUAUCAAAGGAAUGUACGAAGAAUACCAGUUACCAUUUUACGACCUAGUUCCAUCCGAUCCAACUAUCGAAGAAAUGAGAAAAGUUGUCUGUAUCGAACGUCAACGACCCGAGAUCCCUCAACGUUGGUUCACAUCACCUCCUUUGCACGUAAUCGCAAAAGUAAUGAAAGAAUGCUGGUAUCAUAACGCUGCUGCACGAUUGACUGCCCUCAGAGUGAAGAAAACUCUUGCCACAUUGAGUACGCUAGAAGAUCUCAGAGGCUGACUUGUAUACAUUUUUUUUUCUACUUUUAACUUUUUUUCGAACUUAAUUUUUUUGUAUCGUAUUGUAUUUUAAUAUCCGUUCGUUCGUUUUGUACUACUAUUUUAUAUAAAUGUAUUACUAGGUUUUUUCGUCUGUAAUUUUUGACUACUUAAUAUGAUGGAGAAUUUUUUUAAUAUUGAUCGUCGUUUUUUUUUAUUAGAAUCGCGGAUUUUAUUUUACUAUUGAUUUGUUUUAUUGUUUUUUUUCUAUUGUCUGUUGAACUCGAAUACGUACUAAGCGUGUAAAUAUUAUAAGAUUGAGAUGUCAACGCUAAAUACGUAUUGUGUACCUUUUUUUUUCGCCCUUAUAUAUUGUAUGAGUUAUAUGAUUGACUGUUUUUCUUCGAUUUUUUUCCUCCUUUUAUUUUUAUUUUUUUGUUGUUUUUUUUUCUUUUUAAAUGUACGUACCUACGUUUAUAAAAUACGAUGUUUGCAUUUUCAUGUCAUUUAUUAAUAAAGUAUUUCUUUUCGAUAA
Messenger RNA from Planococcus citri (citrus mealybug), 2416 nucleotides. It is a transcript of the gene babo, whose product is annotated as TGF-beta receptor type-1 babo. Gene Ontology annotation, cellular component: activin receptor complex; plasma membrane. The transcript has 10 exons. The record is from RefSeq and is a predicted model, not a curated record. Lineage: Eukaryota; Metazoa; Arthropoda; Insecta; Hemiptera; Pseudococcidae. Gene Ontology annotation, biological process: activin receptor signaling pathway; protein phosphorylation; nervous system development. The coding region runs from base 341 to 1903 and encodes 520 amino acids. Gene Ontology annotation, molecular function: ATP binding; activin binding; activin receptor activity, type I.